This is a messenger RNA of Ogataea philodendri, 564 nucleotides long. RefSeq lists its product as uncharacterized. The record is from RefSeq and is a predicted model, not a curated record. NCBI's taxonomy places the organism in Eukaryota, Fungi, Ascomycota, Pichiomycetes, Pichiales, Pichiaceae. Bases 1 to 564 code for a protein of 187 amino acids. The transcript is spliced from 2 exons.
AUGGCGGAGCUUUGCUUAUUUGUCUUAGGAACGGUAAAUCCAGUGGUGAAAAGCAGAUCCACUGCGCGGAAAACCAAAAUGGCACCCAGGGGCAAGCUAGAAUGCGACGAUUCGUCCACGGUAGGCUUUAGUGAGAGGGCGUCCAUCAGUUUGUCCCGACUCACCACGGCGUCCACCACCCCGGUUGUCGAAUCUGCGGUGGAGAGAUUUGGAGAUUCAAGAGAGUCGAACCCAACGGUGGCCGUUAUGGAGCCGUUAGAAACUUCCGAGUUGGCAGUGUUUGGGUCGAUGGAGUGGUUCAGGGACCAGAAUAAAGUCUUCUCUGCGCGGGCCAGCUCCGGACGUUCCUUGGUGGCUACCACUCUGAUCAGCAAGCAGAAAUUCCGUAAAUUGGUGUCCCUUAACAAGACUAUAUGGGCGGGCGAGAAAGCAGUGAAGACGUCAUUGACGCUGUGCGGAUGGGUCCAAAAAACAGACCAAAACUCAUCGGAAGGCCCGAUGUCGGUGAGAGGGUCGGUGAGUUUGACCAACCGCUCUAAGAGAACCGAUUUGGCGUCUUUUUGA